AUGUUUAAGACAUUAUGGACGCUAGUGGUGUUUAUAUCUGUACUUUGGAAAAGCGAUGCAAAGUAUGUAGAAGGUUACAUCCAUACUUCAUCUAGCUGGGUGUUUGUCACACGAUUUGUAUUCUUGAACGAAGAAGGCAAGCUUGACUAUAAAGUUGAGUAUCUAUUAACCAAUGAAUGUUGCCCAAGUCUGGUAUUCUACUACGAUGAUCACUGGUCUGAGGUUUAUCCUCGUCAUGACAUGCACUGUUCCUCCAAGCUGAAAUUUGCCUCCAAAUAUCACGGCUCGAACCUUCUUCAGUUUAAGUUAGAUUCUUCCAGUAACGCUAUAAACUGCGAGAAUUAUCUCGAACAUGGAGUGCAUUUUCGUCGAUGUUCGGGAGUACUUCGUUUUAUUGCGAUUCGAUCACGUUGGUGGUUCCUGGUGUUGAGCCAUUGCGAUGACAUCAAACCCUCACCUCUCAACGUAAAGUACGAAUUCACUAUCACCAAUGGAGAUUCCUGGGAUCGACAUUUAUCAGCUGAUGACACCCUCAUGGUGGAAAUAACCAUAGCUUUUCUUAUUAUCUUCACAUUUGCAUUCGUUAUUGGUCUUGCAUUUGCGAGGCAUUUAUCGGUUUUGAAGUUCCUUCAUCGACCCUAUCGGGUCUUUAUCAUUUCUUUGGGUUAUGAAGAAACUGCGUUGAUAUUUGAGACAAUUUAUUACAUGGAAUAUAUCGUGAAUGGCAAACAGAGUAUGUCUAUACAAACAACGGGAGCUGUAUUUCAUGCUGUUAGUGAAAUUAUGUUCAUCAUUCUACUUCUACUUCUCGCUAAAGGCUUCACAAUAACUCGUGGUAAACUCUCUUCCUUUAAUCAGAUCAAAAUCGCCACAUUCGCUUUAAUUUAUGGGAUAUUUUACAUCGUCUUAUUCGUUUGGAAGACAGAACUCUUUGACAACAAUCCUGGUGUUGUACGAAAUGAUUUCGAUAACUACGCAGGGAGGACGAUUAUUUCAUUAAGAAUAUCUGCCUGGGUUUGGUUUGUUUAUACUUCCAUAUCCACUGUGUGUUGUUACCCGGAGAAGAAAGGUUUUUACUGUUGGUUCUGUGCCUGUUUUUCUGUUUGGUUCUUAUUAAAACCUUCACUAAUAUUAUGGAGCUACAUGAAUGUUAAGUCCUGGAAAAGAGUGCGAAUUCUUAAAGGUGUGGACCUGUUGAUUUGUGCUAUUGCAUACACGAUAUUCCUCUUCCUUACGCGACCAACAGAUGCCAACAAGAACUUUCCAUUCCACGUUCGUACGAAUCAAGUCGAAGCAAUGACAGACAAAGAAGCUGAAGAUUUUCCCCAUACAGAAGAGUUUUCAAGAAUAGGUAAGAGACAGGAAGGAUGGAUUGAAGCAAGUUUUACUGAUUUGGAAAGAGCUAAAGACGAAAAUGAAUUGCAGCGAGAUGGAAUAUCAUCGGCUUGGUUCUCAAGAAAGGCCUAAAGAUAGUUUUAUCAAAGUCACCUUGAAGGAACCACUCAAAAACUGCUACAAAAGAUCGAUAACUGAUUAAGAUUAAUAUUGUCAAAAUAAAGGGAAUGUCUCGGUA
Molecule: messenger RNA, 1573 nt
Organism: Actinia tenebrosa (Australian red waratah sea anemone)
Lineage: Eukaryota; Metazoa; Cnidaria; Anthozoa; Actiniaria; Actiniidae
Product: transmembrane protein 145-like
Biological process (GO): response to pheromone; G protein-coupled receptor signaling pathway
Source: RefSeq, a predicted model, not a curated record